Rhodamnia argentea is the source of this 6103-nucleotide messenger RNA. RefSeq names its product histone acetyltransferase HAC1-like. The record is from RefSeq and is a predicted model, not a curated record. The transcript has 17 exons. NCBI's taxonomy places the organism in Eukaryota, Viridiplantae, Streptophyta, Magnoliopsida, Myrtales, Myrtaceae. Gene Ontology annotation, biological process: positive regulation of transcription by RNA polymerase II. Gene Ontology annotation, molecular function: histone acetyltransferase activity; zinc ion binding; transcription coactivator activity. Gene Ontology annotation, cellular component: histone acetyltransferase complex; transcription regulator complex. Bases 342 to 5516 code for a protein of 1724 amino acids.
GAGAACUCGCACGUGGUGGAGUCGGGAAGCCCAGCACCCCUCCUCUUUCUCUGUGUGUCUCUCCCUUCUUUCCUCUCUCUUUUCCCCCAAAUUCCUCUGUCGAUCGUCGAUCGUCGAAUUCACGAUCAAUCCGAUUGAAACUCCGAAUUGAGAUCACUGCUGCUGCACUGUCGCUCUUGCCGUCGCCAAUCGCACAUCGCUUCAGGUGCCUGGCGGUAUUGGGUGUGGUUUGUUCACUGUGAAUAGAGUUUUUGUGUAUGUAGCACCAGCUCGGGCAUGCGUAGACCCUUUGCGAAUUUGAAUGAUUACAGGAAGAGCAAGAGCUUUUGUAGAUUGAUGUGAUGAAUGUACAGGCAGAUAUGUCGGGGCAUGUUUCUAGUCAAUCGGGCACUCAGUUGCCUGGGGUGUCCCAGCAAAAUGGCAAUGUCGUCCCGAAUAUAGUAGCUGCGAGCAGUGGUGCCCCUCAUGCUGCGUUCAAUGGGGACCCGGAGCUUCUCAGAGCUCGGAACUAUAUGCAAGAGAAGAUCUUUUUGCUCUUAGCUCGGCGGCAUCAUCAGUCAAUUAAUGACGCUCAAAUGCAGAGGCUCAAGGAUAUUGUUAAACGCCUGGAAGAGGGUCUCUUCAAAUCUGCUCACUCGAAGGACGACUAUAUGAAUUUGGGCACAUUGGAGUCCCGGUUGCAUAGUUUUAUCAAGCGUACAUCUCCUAAUAAUCAAAAUCCAGUCACUGCUAAUUCAAUGACAACGAUGAUUCCAACUCCUGGAUUGUCGCAUAAUGGGAGUUCGACCAUUAUGGCUACAUCUUCAGUGGAUGCACCAAUAAGUAAUAUGGCUGGGAGUAGCAGCAUGCAGCCAACGAAUGCAAACACGGGAAGCCAUAUGUCAAGUGGUGUCAUGCAGAGCAGUUCCUUUAACCGAACUGAUGGCCUGCUUUCCAAUGGGUAUCAGCAAGCUCAAGCGAACUAUUCCAUUGGUUCUGGAGGAAACAACCUGUCACAGAUGGGCGUGCAAAGAAUGAGCAGCCAGAUGAUUCCGACUCCUGGAUUCAGUAAUAAUAGUGGAAAUCAUUCUUACGGAAGUUUGGAGGCUUCCAAUAAUGGUGGCAGGAUGUCCAUUGUUGACUCUCCCAUGGUACCACAGGAUCCGCAUCAAAAGCUGCAUGGAAGCAAUCAGAACAGUCGGGUACUGCAUGCCCUUGGUAGCCAAACAGGUGGGGCGAUUAGGUCUGGUAUUCAGCAGAAAUCUUAUGGUUUCUCCAAUGGAGCAUUAAAUGGGGGCUUGGGAAUGAUUGGGAGCAAUUUACAGAUGUCCAAUGGGCCUAGCACCUCUGACGGUUUCCUGAAUGCGUCACCUUAUAUCAAUUCUCCGAAACCUUUGCAACACCAAUUUGAUCAAUAUCAACGUGCAUCUGUUCAGGGUGAUGUGUAUGGGAGCAGUACUGAUGUUUCUGGCUCUGGUAAUCUAUACACUGCUGGAAAUUCUGCUGGACCAAUGGCAAAUUCUCAAAGCAUGGGUGCACUUAACUUGCAGUCUCUUCCUAAAACGAAAGCUUCAUUGGUUGCUAAUCCAUCAAAUUUGCAUAGCACUCAGCAAGCUGCACACUUGAAGCCUCAGUCAGUUGAUCCAGUUGAAAAGAUGAAUUUUCAAUCUGCACUUCCCUCGAGGGAGAACUUUAUCCAAUCUCAGCACCAACAGCAAUUUCAGCAACAGACUCAUUACCAACCACAACAGCAAUUUGCUCAGCAGCGCCAGCACAUGCAGCAAAAUCAGCAGCACCAAGCUUUGUUGGACAAUGAGAUAUUUGGUCUUCCUCAGGUGACAUCUGAUCCGGGAAAUCAAUUCAAGCAGGAGCCUAAGGAAAUUAUGCGAGAACAGGCAUCUGAUGGAAUUCAUUUGCCUGAGUUUCAAAAUCAGUAUCAGCAGAAUCCUUCUGAUAAUCAUUCUAAGGUUCAGCUUUUUGCUGCUCAAUCUAACCAGCACAACAACUGCUCUAUGUUGUCUCAAAAUACUCCACAAGUGCAACAUUUGUUACAAUCACAACAGCUAGUUGCCGAGGCCCAAAACGAAUUCACUUGCCAUCCCGUCGGACUACAAUCAGAUCCAGUUCUUCAUGGUCAAUGGCAUCCCCAAUUGCAAGAUGGGACUGAAAUCCUGGGGAAUAAAUUAAAUGAGCAGCAUUUACAAGAUGAUUUCCAAAAGAGAAUUUCUAGGCACGAUGAAGCUCAGUGUAACAAUCUGUCUUCAGAGGGAUCAGUUGCUGGUCAAAAUGUUGCUUCAAGGGGUAAAACAGAAGCACCAAAUUUAAGUACUGCCACCUGUAGGUCUGGAAACACAAUCCGUGACCAGCAAUUCAGAAACCAGCAGAGGUGGCUCUUAUUUAUACGCCAUGCUCGUCGAUGUGCAGCUCCACAGGGGACAUGCCCAGAGAUUAAUUGUGUAACUGUUCAGAGAUUGUGCAAACACAUUGAAAGCUGCAAUUUAACUCAAUGCCCUUAUCCUCGAUGUCAUCAUACAAAAGUAUUGCUUAAUCAUCAGAAAAAUUGCAGGGACCCAAGUUGCCCUGUGUGCAUUCCUGUGAAAGAGUACUUGCAGAAUCACUUCAAGGCAUAUCCUCGUCCGGAUUCUACAUCCAGUUUUUCAAAUUCCCUUAGCAGAUCUUGUAAACCCUCUGACAUUGUGGUAAACCCAGCAAAGUUAUUGACAAAGAAGCCAUCUGUUGCUGAAAGUUCGGAAGACCUACUUCCUUCUAUGAAACGUGUCAAAGUGGAACAGCCUUUGCAGCCUCUUAUUCCCUCGAUUGAAAAUUCGGCUGAAUCAGUGUCUAUUGCUGAGGAGCAGAAGAUUUCCCAGUUAGUCUCUUACCAUGGUCAGCAGCAUGGUGAGAUCGGUAUUCCAAUUAAGGCCGAGUCUGCAGAUACAAAGAUGGAACCCUCUGGCAAUUCCGGGGAAAGAAACCAUAAUAUUGGUGAGAUGAAAAAGGAAGGAACAGAUGAUGUCUUAAAUAAAACACUUGGUGAGGAACCUGCUGUCGUGCAAGAACCAUUUGAGAAAGAGGGUGAUCAACCGAAUCAAGAAAUUGCUCAACCUGCUGAUCAAGGAAUUGUUUCCAAGUCUGGGAAGCCAAAAAUCAAGGGAGUGUCAUUGACCGAACUCUUCACCCCUGAGCAAGUGAGAGAGCAUAUCAUGGGUUUAAGGCAAUGGGUUGGCCAGAGUAAAGCUAAGGCGGAGAAGAAUCAGGCAAUGGAGCAUUCGAUGAGUGAAAAUUCCUGCCAGUUGUGUGCUGUGGAAAAGCUUACUUUUGAACCACCACCGAUAUAUUGCUCACCAUGCGGCGCUCGUAUCAAGAGAAAUGCACUUUAUUAUACUGGUGCAGUUGGAGAUACCCGGCAUUAUUUUUGCAUUCCCUGCUAUAAUGAGGCUCGUGGGGACACCAUUGUUGUUGAUGGCAAUCCUAUACCGAAGGCAAGGCUGGAGAAGAAGAAAAACGAUGAGGAGACUGAAGAAUGGUGGGUUCAAUGUGACAAGUGUGAAGCUUGGCAACAUCAGAUUUGCGCUUUGUUUAAUGGUCGGAGAAAUGAUGGAGGCCAAGCUGAAUAUACCUGCCCUAACUGCUAUAUAACUGAAGUUGAAAGAGGCGAACGCAAGCCCUUGCCACAGAAUGCUGUUCUUGGGGCAAAAGAUUUGCCAAAGACACUUCUUAGUGACCACAUAGAACAGCGGCUAGCUAGGAGACUCAGACAGGAAAGACAAGAAAGGGCAAAGCUUCACGGAAAAAGCUAUGAUGAGGUCCCUGGAGCAGAAUCACUAGUUGUAAGAGUUGUUUCAUCUGUUGACAAGAAGCUGGAAGUAAAGCAGCGGUUUCUCGAAAUAUUUCAGGAAGAAAAUUACCCUACAGAGUUCCCCUACAAGUCUAAGGUCAUUCUUUUGUUUCAAAAGAUUGAAGGUGUGGAGGUAUGCUUAUUUGGUAUGUAUGUUCAAGAAUUUGGAUCUGAAUGCCAAUUCCCAAAUCAACGUCGCGUCUAUCUCUCGUAUCUAGAUUCUGUGAAAUACUUCAGGCCUGAAGUUAAAUCAGUGACUGGAGAAGCUCUGCGAACAUUUGUGUAUCAUGAAAUUUUGAUUGGAUACCUCGAAUAUUGCAAGUUGCGGGGUUUUACAAGCUGCUAUAUAUGGGCAUGCCCGCCAUUAAAAGGCGAAGAUUAUAUACUAUACUGUCAUCCUGAGAUACAGAAAACCCCAAAAUCUGAUAAGCUUCGGGAGUGGUAUCUUGCAAUGUUAAGAAAAGCUGCAAAGGAGAGUAUUGUCGUUGAUCUUACAAAUCUGUAUGAUCAUUUCUUUGUUUGCACUGGCGAAUCCAAGGCAAAGGUAACUGCAGCUAGGCUUCCGUAUUUUGAUGGUGACUACUGGCCAGGUGCUGCAGAAGAUCUUAUUUAUCAGCUUCAACAAGAGGAAGAUGGCAGAAAGCAGAAUAAGAAAGGAACGACUAAAAAGACCAUCACUAAGAGGGCGUUAAAAGCAUCUGGUCAGUCUGAUCUCUCUGGAAAUGCAUCGAAGGAUUUGCUAUUGAUGCACAAACUUGGUGAAACUAUAUCUCCUAUGAAGGAAGAUUUUAUUAUGGUCCAUCUGCAGUAUGCAUGCACCCACUGCUGCAUUCUCAUGGUUUCUGGAAACCGCUGGGUUUGCAGCCAGUGCAAGAACUUUCAGAUUUGUGACAAGUGCCACGAAAUAGAACAGAAACGUGAGGAAAGAGAGCGACAUCCAAUCAAUCAAAGAGAUAAACAUCCUCUGUAUCCGAUUCAAAUUACUGAUGUACCUGAAGAUACGAAAGAUAAAGAUGAGAUACUUGAAAGUGAAUUUUUUGACACCAGACAGGCUUUCUUGAGUUUAUGUCAAGGGAAUCACUAUCAAUAUGACACCCUGAGGCGUGCAAAACAUUCUUCAAUGAUGGUCCUUUACCAUCUUCAUAAUCCAACUGCUCCGGCAUUUGUGACGACAUGUAACCUAUGUAGUCUUGACAUCGAAGCUGGUCAAGGUUGGCGUUGCGAGGUUUGCCCAGAGUAUGAUAUAUGCAAUACCUGUUAUCAAAAGGAUGGUGCUAUUGAUCAUCCCCACAAAUUGACAAAUCACCCAUCUAUGGCUGAUCGUGAUGCACAAAACAAGGAAGCCAGACAAUUAAGAGUUUUGCAGCUUAGGAAAAUGCUUGAUCUACUGGUGCAUGCAUCACAAUGCCGUUCAGCACUUUGUCAAUACCCAAACUGUCGCAAAGUGAAAGGUUUGUUCCGCCAUGGGAUCCAAUGCAAAACACGUGCUUCUAGAGGUUGUGUUCUUUGCAAGAAGAUGUGGUAUCUCCUGCAACUGCAUGCACGAGCCUGCAAAGAAGCUGUGUGCCAUGUCCCACGAUGCAGAGACUUACGAGAACAUUUGAGGCGGCUGCAGCAGCAGUCAGAUUCACGGCGCCGGGCAGCUGUGAUGGAGAUGAUGAGGCAGAGAGCUGCAGAAGUUGCCAACAGUGGAGGAUGAACUAUCUGUACAUAGGUGAAUAAUCAUUCCGGGAAAGUUUUGGAUAAGGAGGCAGAAAAUGCGUUCGUGCAGCUUUAAUUAUAGUGGAUUACUUGGAGUUGAGGCAAAUUGGUGGCUGUAUCUAGUUGGAGGGGGUCUGCUGUUGAUCCCUGCAUGCACUCUAUACAGAUCGAUCUUUGUUAGAAUCUACCAGGAAGAAGACUCAUCCUCCUCAAAAUGGCGUUGUUCUCCAGAGGUGCCCUUGACCAGAAGUGAUGGCUAGUAGAGUGGCAAUGCGUGCCUCAUCACGUGGGUCACUGUGGUGAAUUCUUUGAUUCAGUCCUCUUUGAAGUGUUAUAUUAAUCGUGAAGGCCGGUGGUGUGCCGGUGAGUGUACCAUAGUUGUUCUGAUCCUUCUUUUGACAGAGAAGAAAUGUGGAGGAAAGUUGGUUUUACUCCCUCCUCUCUUUUAUAUUGGCCCCUUUCUUGGUAGGUUGUCUUCUAAUAGAUAGGGUGGCAAAAUAAGGGCGUCGCCAAAUCCACAGCAAUUCUUUUCAUUGUUGUCGAUGUAUAGUCUAACUUUUGCUAUGUAAGAAACCUCCCUCCCUC